Mucor mucedo is the source of this 165-nucleotide messenger RNA. RefSeq lists its product as uncharacterized. Gene Ontology annotation, cellular component: nucleus. Gene Ontology annotation, molecular function: DNA-binding transcription factor activity, RNA polymerase II-specific; RNA polymerase II cis-regulatory region sequence-specific DNA binding. Lineage: Eukaryota; Fungi; Mucoromycota; Mucoromycetes; Mucorales; Mucoraceae. The record is from RefSeq and is a predicted model, not a curated record. The annotation marks the transcript as partial. Gene Ontology annotation, biological process: regulation of transcription by RNA polymerase II. The transcript has 2 exons.
UACCUUUGCAGUCAAUGUACAAAGCAGUUCAAUCGUCCAAGCGCUCUAGAAACACAUUUAUAUACACAUAGCCUUGAAAAGCCGUUUCAGUGUCUAAGCCCUAAUUGCGGUCGAAAGUUCUCGGUAGUCUCUAAUUUAAGAAGGCAUUUUAAGGUUCAUCAAAAG